This is a messenger RNA of Drosophila simulans, 6412 nucleotides long. Its product is annotated as translational regulator orb2. Gene Ontology annotation, biological process: negative regulation of cytoplasmic translation. The transcript is spliced from 5 exons. The coding region runs from base 638 to 2752 and encodes 704 amino acids. Gene Ontology annotation, molecular function: mRNA regulatory element binding translation repressor activity; ribosome binding; lipid binding. Gene Ontology annotation, cellular component: synapse; endoplasmic reticulum; nucleus. Lineage: Eukaryota; Metazoa; Arthropoda; Insecta; Diptera; Drosophilidae. The record is from RefSeq and is a predicted model, not a curated record.
AUCAGCUGUUUGUGGUCUAUCGAUAAUUUUGCUUGCGGUAUAUCGCUGUAGUAAUAAGGGCAUAUCAGUGAAAGAUUAAACUAUUUUGUUAAUAGUUUCCAUUAUUUCCAUUAAGUAAAAAUUUAAACAAUACGUCUAUUCUGAAAUAAUAAGCUUCGCCGUGUAGCAGGCGACGAAUUUCGAUCAAAUUCUGAGUCUCGUCCGUGUGCUUGUCUUAUUAGCUUUCGUUCUCUCGGUAGAAAAAUUUGUAGAAAAUAUCACACACGGGAAAAAACAAAAACAUGAACAUAUUUUUGUAGAAUAUUUAAUACGCGAGCAAGACACAGCGUACACGUAUAUUUUGUGGUUUCGCAUGUUGUUCGUCGGUGUUUUUGUGCAAUUAUUUGAAAGAUUUGGCCAAACGCGAAACGCAACGGAAAGCGGAAAAUACAAUAAGACAAUAACAAAUUCGCAGCGCGUGUGUCGUUGAAUGUCGGUGGUUGUGUGCGUGUGUGCUGCUGCCAAAAGAACGCGGAUAUAAACAAAUUUGGAUUUGGAUCGUUGGAGCUGUUUUGUUAUUGGCAUCUAGGGCAGCAGCGGAACUGAGGCGCAGCGGAGCCGCCCAAGUGCAGCUGUAGAAAGUGUUGGUGCGGGCACCAUGGACUCGCUCAAGUUACCAAAGGCCAACAGUGCCACCAGCAGUGCCAGUGGCAGCAACAGCAACCUGUCCGGCUCGACUUCUGCGUCCGCAUCCGCAGCCACAUCGCCCACAUCGUCGGGAACUGCAGUGGGUGGCAUUCUAUCCGGUGCCCCAAAAUCGCCACCUGGCCUGGGCAGCAGCACCCCGAUCUCGGUGCGAUUUAAUGCCAACGAGGAGUCCCUAGACGACAUCCUGCAGUCCUUCCAUCAGAGCAAGCACAGUCCCAGUGGAGGAGCGAGUGGCGGCGGAGAUGCCUCGCCCACAUCGAAUCUGCUCGGGAUGAAGAACAACGGGCUGGGAUUGGUCGUGGGCAACUGUGACUCCCUCUCCAGCAGUCCAUCGCAGCCACAGAUGCAAGGCGGAUCCGCGUCCCUCUUCGGCAACGACGAAGUUAGUCUGCGCAAUAAUUUCAUGCAAGCCGGUGGUUUCUUCAAUCGAAAAAGUUGCGGUGGCCUGCCGAAUCUCAAUCUCAACAAGCCGCCCCAGCUCCACCAGCAACAGCAACAGCAACAGCAUCAGCAACACCAGCAACAUCAACAUCAGCAGCAGCUCCAGCAGCACCAACAGCAACUGUCGCCGAAUCUGAGUGCCCUGCACCAUCAUCACCAGCAGCAGCAGCAGCUGCGGGAGGGCGGAGGAUCGCAUAGCCCCUCGUCGCCGGGCGGAGGAGGCGGAGGAUCGCCGUACAAUGGCUCUCAGGCGGGCUGCAGCAGCGGCGGCAUCUCGCCCAUUCCUCCCCAGAUGGGCGUGUCGCCCAAGUACCGUCGCAGCAUAUCCUUCCCCAUCAAGGGAAACUCGCCGACAGCUAUCUAUGGCAAUAUGCACAUGGACGGCAUGGGUAGCGGGCACAUGAAUAUACCGACACUUUCGAUUGGAAACGGUGGUGGUGGCGGAUCUAGUGGCAUGGUCUCAGCCGGAGCAACUGGUGGCGGAGAUGCGCCCUAUUUGGGCAACAGCUAUGGCAACAUGAUGACGUCCAAUGGACAAAUGCACCACGGUGGCGGCAUGGAUAACUCACUGUGCGAGUAUAUGCGCAACAUGUCGAUGGGUGGAAAUGGUGGUGGCGAUGGCAGCAACAGCAUGUCUUUAAUGCAGGACAGGAUGCGCGUGAUGGGCGGUCCAAAGCAUCUGAGCGAAGCCGAUGCCAUGGCCAUAGCAGCCAGUGGAAAUGAUCCAUCCGUCUACCUGAAUGCCCUCAAGAUGGGUUCGCCAUCGAGGCUCUCUCCACACUCGCCGCACUCACCCAUCCAGGGCGGAAAUGGAGGAAACGUCGGUGAUGGCACGGCUCGCUUCUCCCGGAAGGUAUUCGUUGGCGGUCUGCCACCGGACAUCGAUGAGGAUGAGAUUACCACUUCGUUCCGGCGCUUUGGGCCAUUGGUCGUCGAUUGGCCACACAAGGCGGAAUCCAAGUCGUAUUUCCCGCCCAAGGGAUAUGCCUUCCUGCUGUUCCAGGACGAGAGCAGUGUGCAGCAGCUGAUUGACUCGUGCAUCACGGAUGAGGACAAGCUGUAUCUAUGCGUUUCUUCGCCGACGAUCAAGGAUAAGGCAGUGCAGAUUCGUCCUUGGCGCCUGGCCGAUGCGGACUAUGUGCUUGAUGCUACCAUGUCACUGGACCCGCGCAAAACGGUGUUCGUGGGCGGCGUGCCACGUCCUCUGAAGGCCUUCGAACUGGCGAUGAUCAUGGAUAGAUUGUACGGUGGAGUAUGCUAUGCUGGAAUUGACACCGAUCCGGAAUUAAAGUAUCCAAAGGGCGCUGGACGUGUGGCCUUUUCGAAUCAGCAGAGCUACAUAGCGGCCAUCUCGGCCAGAUUUGUGCAGCUGCAGCAUGGCGAUAUAGACAAGCGGGUGGAGGUCAAGCCCUAUGUUCUGGACGAUCAGAUGUGCGACGAGUGCGAAGGUCAGCGUUGUGGUGGCAAGUUUGCGCCCUUCUUUUGCGCCAAUGUCACCUGUCUGCAGUACUAUUGCGAACACUGCUGGGCCGUCAUCCAUUCGCGACCUGGACGCGAAUACCACAAGCCGCUGGUCAAGGAGGGAGCCGACCGGCCGCGUGCGGUCCCUUUUCGCUGGUGUUAACGGCGGCGCUGGUAGGCCGCGCUGCACGACGAGAGACGCCAACAGAGGGAGCAACGACACCGGUUGUUGAACGCAGCGCUGGCAGUGCCCAGAAUCAUAACAGAAUCAUCAGGAUCGGGAGGAGGUGCAGAAGGAGCGGGAGUGGCAGCAGUAGAUGCCACUGGCGGAGAUGCAGAUCGAAGGCGAAGAAUCUAGUAGAUAACCAUUAGCGACAACACACGCACCACCUACACUCACUCACACUCACACACAACAGUCGGAUACUACUCUCAUAUGCAAAAGACAACUGCCCGGAGGAAUCACCCAUUCCGAAGGGCAAGGUGCAAUACAACGGGAGCUGGACAAAGGUGUCCCUUGAAUAGCCACCAGAGUCUACAGUUUUAGAGGCGAGAAACGAAAGCCUACAGAAAGCAACAUAGUUUUUAGUUCUUAUUUAUUCGGCAAUCAGUUUUUUUUUUUUGUUUCGCGCUUGAUAGUUUUACAUUUGCGUAACCGAAAUUUUAGUUUUGAUUUUGCGUUUAAUGCCUGCACAGUAUUUUUGUGUACUUUAUAUUUUUAGCAACAUUUAUGAUUGCUAAUAUGUUAUUUAAUCUCACAAAACAAAAAAAGGAGCCCACGUAGUCAGCCAAUUUCCUCGCAAAAGGCCGUUUACAUAUAUUAUAAUCUUUUUGUAACUAGAUAACUUAGUAGCCAUCUUGUAUGCCAAUCGAGGCUAGUCCUAAAAUUAUUAGUGAAGCUGCUCACCCUCUCUCGAAAGGCUUUUUGCUUGAGUGUGCAGGGGCUGUCCUUAAGUUCCUAAAUUGUGACAAAAUCAAAACUACAUCGGUUUUUGUAUUAGCCCUUUCCGAAAUUAGAUCAAUUUAUAAAAUUCUUACAAAAGACUUUAGAAAAGACAAUAUGCAAAAUGUCUGACAUUUGUAUGCUAGCUAUUUCUUACGACACAAUUGGUGUCUGAGUAAGAGAUCGCUUAAUCAUAUCAUAUCUGCAUACAGUUAAUGGGGAUCAAAAAACUAAUAUUGUUAUAAUCCCUAUUUACUUUUGUUUAAACCUUACAUAACACGGUCUUUUAGCAUUCCCACUGAAGAAUCGUAUAUAUUAUCUGUGCAAUAUAUGCGAUUGUUCCAUAUUACAUUACAGGCUACUAAUUCUUGCUUUUCAAACACUUAUAUAAUUAUUGUAUGUAAAAAUCGUACAAAGCUUAUAAAACACACAAAACCAAGCAUCGCCAAUAUGUGGCAAAUGCUUCCCCGUUACAUGCUACUUAUUCCUGCUUAUUUAACUUAUAUAACACUUAUAUAAUUAGAGUAUGUGAAAAUCGUACAAAGCUUAUACACUUACUAAACGAUUCUUAACUUGUUACCACUCCUGCCAAUAGUUGGCUUUCACUACGAUUUUCACACGACUCUGUUUUGUGUUUUGCUGGCACAUAGAAAUCACACUAAUUAAUGAGUUGAAGCCCCACACUCUGCGAAAGGAUUUUCUUUCCUAAUAUCGUUGGCUCAUUUUUAAUUUUAAUCUAGUCUACACUCACACGUACACAGACAACAACAACACAUUUACACUGAAAGUCUGUUUGCAUUUGUUGCCAUUUGGCUUAAUGAAAAAAAAAAAUAAUAAUAAAAAUAUACAUAUAAUUAUAACUAAAAUGUAGAAAAACAGUCAAAUUGCUUGUGUUCAGUAUUAUGAUUUAUUUAUGAUUUUCCACUGAAAUGUCAUAUUUUGUUUAUUUAUUAACCAAUUGUUUUUGUUAUUUAAUUUACGGCGUGUUGCUAACUAAGGGACAGCGGGCUCACCUCCCGAAGAUAUAGAAGAACGUAUAUAUUAUUGCAAAUAUAUAAAUAUAUCUGUAUUGUAAAAAGUAAUUUUUAUAUACGACAUACAUCUAUUAACACUAUGAAUACUUGUAUUAGACAACUUUUUAUAUAGAAACUUUUGUAUAAACUUUUUUUUAUUACUCUUAUGAUUAUUCAGAAGUUAGUUUAGUCCGAACAACUGAAUACAAAAAUAAAACCAAAAACGAAAAGAUAAAUAGACAUGCUAAAACAUCUAAAGAAAAUUUAAAUAUACAACUUAUGUGCAAUACUAUUUCGUGAACGAAUCAAGCGUAUUAUUAAAUACCAAAUAUAUAUGUAUCUGUACAAACAUAACGUAUACAAGAUAAUUGCAAUCGUAUAACCAAAGUAGUCAAAUAUUACCAAAACCCAAUGGUUCCCAAACUUUCAACUAAUUGGCAUGCGUUUUUUGACAUGCGAACAGGGCUUGAAGUUCGCGUUUGGUUACUUCCCCGUGAAUCCUAACUAUAAAAAUCAAAUGGAAUAUCUAUCUAUACCUAGGGCAAUACUUACGGAAAAUUAUCAAAAUGUAAAACGAGCAAAAUUAUUUUGUAAAUUAUACGAGUUAAGGGACGAGACAAAAUUUGCUACGGUGCAUGCAAACAAUACGAUAUUUUUUCUAUUCUAAAAGCAAAAGUACUAAAGAUCUAAUUCGAAUUGAUAAACCAAAAACGUGAGAGGCCAAGUCGCUUUGGACUUCUAUGAUAUAUUAAUAAAUGAUAGUCAAAUCUAUUAGCAAAUUUUUGCUCGCGCUUUCUUUACAAGACAACAAAAAAAGCAAAAACGAAAUUCAAGUCAUGCAAAGUUGUAACUCAAGUUGAUUGCGUGGCACUUUCAAAGAAAAACAAGUUUAUAGCAAUUUUUCUAGAAUUUUUAUAUUACAAUGAACUAAUGAAUAUGUAUCAUAUAUAUAUACUACAUAUAUAUUUUUUAAACCGCAAAACCAAUUAAUUAGAGGACUCGAGGCGUUCGUUUGAUUUGGUUAUAAUUUUUUACUUUUAAAUACUUAACGAAAUAUCGUGUAUUUAAAGCGAAUGAUUCUACACAAAACGAAAACCAAAAAGCCCAAUUAAAUAUUAUAUCAAAUACAGCAGCCUGCUCUAUGUAGUGUUAAAUAAUUUGUGCAAAUAUGUAAGCAAACGCGUUGUUCUAAAACUUUCAAAGUAAUUAAAUGCUAGUCUUUAAAAAGGCAAAAUCUGUUACAAAGCAAACACGGAACGGAAACGGAAAUCGGUUAGCGGUAAACGGCAAUCGGUCAAUGGCUAUCGAUAACUGUGCGUAAUGAUGGUGUUUUUUAAAUGUAGUAAAAUUUAAUAUUUUAUAGAUUUUUAUACUUUUAUAUAACAUAUACUUUAUAUUUUACCUGUUUAACAAAAACUCAAUGAAAAUGUUAAAAGAACUUAAUGUGCUAUAAAGAAGUAACUUAUCAAACAAAUAUUUUACUAUACCAAAAAAGUUGAUAGAGAUGAGAAUUCUUUACGGAAAACCGCUCAAUGUUUUUUCCUGCUAACGACGUAGGAAUCUGGAAUCUUGUGUAGCGUGUUAAAAAAUAUUUAUAUCAAUAAGCAAUCCUUAAUCCUUUUGUUUUGUUUCAUAAUUUAUUUUGUUCCCCGAGUAUUCCAUAAAAAUUAGGCAAAGACAUUUAUGUUAUCCUACUUCUGAGCUUGGAUUACGGAUAUAAGUCGGAUUGACAGCUUUAGUUUUAUAGAGAAUCUUGUUAUAGAUAAAUGUUUAUGUUGACUUUUUUAUAUGGAUCCUGUUGUUAUACCGAUAAUGACAAUGAAAAUUUGUAUGCCUAAUUCUUAAAUAUAUUUUUGUAUCUUUUGUA